Insectozyma verbasci is the source of this 1218-nucleotide messenger RNA. The record is from the annotation of a GenBank genome assembly. NCBI's taxonomy places the organism in Eukaryota, Fungi, Ascomycota, Pichiomycetes, Serinales, Debaryomycetaceae.
AUGGAAGAUAUGGACAUGGAUGAUCUCCCCGAGUUCCAUCCAAUUAAUCCUGGUUCGAAAACAUUCCAUUGGAUUUUAUCAAUAAUUUUAUUGGUUUUAUUCCCAACAAUUUCAUCAACUUUUUCUAUAGCUAAUAGAUUCAACUGGUCUUUAAUCUUACAAUACAUUUCUACAAUCUAUUCAAUCUUUGAAACUUUAUUUAUUAAAUUUCCAGAUCCAAAUGGUCAUGAAAAUAUAACUUCAAGAGGUACAAGUUGGUCUUUAAGUAUUUUAUUAAGUUUAACUAUUUUUCUUGGUACUUUUAUAAACGGUUCAAAUUUAAUUAUAAAUAAAUUUUAUUCAAAUUUAAACCACUUUCAUGAAUCAAGUUGGCUUUCAAAGUUAUAUAAAUCCUUUUCCAUACUUUCUGCUUUAAAUGGGUCUAUUCGUGUCGUUAUGGCAGCAUCGGCAUUAUUGGGAUUCUGUUAUAACGACCACGCAGGUCAAUGUGCAGCUCAUUUUAUAAUGGGAGGUUCAUUUAUAUUAUAUUCUUUAAUAUUAUCAAUUGUUCUAGUAGUUCCAUGGAUUAGAAAACAUCUGUAUAUUCAAGAAUUUUAUGAUUCAAUAGUUAUGUUAUUAUUUGGAUUAGUAAAUACAUUUACAGAGCAUAGAUGGGGACAAAAUUGGUCAAUGCUGGAUUUUCAACAUACAAGUUUUGGUUUAAUUUGGUUAUGUGGUGGUAUGUUGGGAGUUUAUUUUUCAGUUAAAAGAAGAAAUUGGAUUCCAUCAAUUUUAUUAAUUUGUACAGGUUAUGCAAUGUCACAACAUUCACAGCAUUUAGAAAUUUCAACUAAAGUACAUGCAGUUUUUGGAUUUGCAUUAAUGACUGCUGGUAUAACUAGAAUUAUUGAGAUUUCUUUUUUAUUAAAAGAUAAAAGUAGUUCAAGUGGGAUAUUUUCAUUUCAAUAUUUACCACCAUUUUGUUUAACAUUAUCAGGGAUAUUAUUUAUGGGAGCAAAUGAAGAGCAAUUGGUAUUGGUACAUGAUUUAGGAUCUGAUCAUUCAGCAUAUGUUAUGAUUUUAGGGUCAAGUGCUUUUCUAAUAUUUUUAUAUUUUCAGUUAUUAAUUCAAUUAUAUCUUAGAUUAGUUGGAUAUAAUGAAGACGGUGAACUACAUAAAUAUGAUCAAUUAAAUGCUCAAGAUUUUGAAUUAAAUGAUUUAGAAAUAGAUAGUGAAUAA